UAUUCGGGGAUACAUCUGCGAGAUGUCGUUUGAACAAACGACAGUGAUGACGACCGAGGUGCCUAAUACUAGUGUCGGAAUUUCUUCAACGAUGGAUAUUCUUAACGUUACAUUCACCGACAAAACGACUACAGGCUACCAAUCUUUAAUUGACGGAACCACAACAGACAUUGUAACACGCACAGUAGGCCAAACAACUGGGGUUUUUGAGACCAGUAGCAGCCAGUUACGUACGACACCUGAUGUUGGAAACCUCUCGUCAUCUCCCGACAGUUCAACCACUGACACCAAUUCUGUAUUAACAGAUUGAUGAACUAGACAUACAGUUACAAAGAAUUACUAAGGAAGAACAAAAGUUUAUGUCAGAAUUUUUGAAGCAACCUAAGUCACCAUUUCAGGUAUCUUCGGAUUCAUGUGAUGGACAUAUUACACGGUAUAGGCAUAAUCCUACUGGUCAACCAUUGGCGACAAAUGUUACCAUUUCGAAAUCACUACAGCAAAAUGGUGUGUUCCAGAUUGACAUCAAUGUUACAGCGAACCACGACGACGUCGUAGUUUACUCAGUUUAUUGGAAGACGGACUCAUUUGAUCAACCUGUCAACAUCAGCGACAGUGGUAUCGGCGUGUAUUAUAUGGUUAGUGGUUUAUUGAGUUAUACUCUUUAUGUUGGUCCCGACUACACGCCACUAUCAAGUGACAUCACACUCACGUAUAAGCAUUCGAGUGAGACUCUGUCCAGCUUUACGUUAAAAGACAACGACCAAGCGGUGCGAGUUUGCAGUUUUUGGAAUGAAUCUCAAAGCUUAUUUUCCAUGGAUGGAUGUACAACCGUUGACGAGACAGUUGAUCACGUGAUAUGCUACUGCAACCAUACCACCAAUUUUGCAAUGCUUGUUCAAAUUACCGAGAAUGAGCCCUCGGGCGUACAUGAAGUCGUGCUUAAUUAUAUCACAAUAAUUGGUCUUUCGAUUUCACUACUGGCUUUACUCAUCACACUAUCUGUCUACAUUUUUCUCUGGGAAUUGUGGAAUUGCCUUCGAAACAAUAUCCAUAAGAAUCUUGUCGCCUGUAUGAUCGUUUUCAAUGCGUUGUUUAUCUUUGGUGCCAAUCACACUGAGGAUACGGGUAGUUGUCGUGCGAUUGCUAUAUUUCUGCAUUAUUCAUUACUGUGCAUGUUCACUUGGAUGGCUGCAGAGGCGGUUUACAUACUCGACAAAGUCGUCAGAAAAACUUCGAGCAAAUGGAACAAGUUGUGCUAUUACAUGAUCGUCUGCUACACGAUUCCCGCCAUUAUUGUAACAAUCACGAUUGCAUCCUCAUUAAACAACUAUGCGACUGACAAAAUCUGUUGGCUGAACGUGGCUAAUGGUGCCAUCUUUGCGUUCUUGGUGCCCAUGUACUUGAUACUUCUUUUCAACAUACUGGUAACAUUGAAAGCUGCCAAUGUGAUAUACGAACGAAGCAAAGGCAAGGUGUCGUCACAUCCGUUAGAAUCGUCAAGCGGUGGACAAACGCAAAUCAAGAAAAAAACUAAGGAGCAGCUUGAUUCCAGGUCCGCUGGGAAUGGGAUAAAGGCAAUGCAUAAGAAAGAGACCCAGCAAUUGAAGAAGGCUCUGCGUGGGAUGUUGUUUCUUAUUCCAAUCUUUGGACUUACCUGGAUGUUCGCUCUAUUUGCUUUUGACUCUGAUCGGCUGUUUUUUCAAUACAUGUUUGCCAUCACAAACUCGUUGCAAGGUGUUUCAAUUUCCAUAGUGUAUUGUUUGCAGGACAACAAGACGAUGGACGCAUUAAAUCGUAGGACUGGCCGAAUGAAGAGAUUAAAUGAUGUAAAAUCAUUCGAUAAAACAGAAAGCACGCAUAUGUAAAACAGAGUGCAAGAUAAAAGUGUACAAAGUCGUGUUUAUAUAUAGCAAUUCGCAUAUACGCAUGCGCCGUUUAAUUUUCAUCACGAGAUUCUCUAAUGCGAGAACGUAACGCAAGAACGGAUUUCACUCAUGUGUGGCUGACCGUCUACGUACCCUGCUCAACGAGGUUUGGUCAAAUCAGAUUGUGUCCUACAGAAUUCACGAGACGAGGCGAACUUAACGUUCUCGCUUGCGCAGAUGUCUUGGUAGUUCUACGUCCUACCGCGUUGUGCAACCGAAAGCUCCAUUUUAUUUUGUUACACCCUCUGGUUACACCUUGUACACCUUUUGAUAAGAAUAGUUGUUCGUCAUCGAAAGAGGAAUCCGAUAUGAGAAUCAUGAAAAAAUGACGUCACUUGUAAAUAAUGCAGACUCAACGAUCGACCAUCGUUAUUCUUUAUCUAUAUCGAUUAGCCAAUAUUUUUACUUUUUUUCUCAUUGAAUGAGAAAGACGUAUGAUUGUGCAAAUAAUCUCUAUUUAUAUUUUUAUUUCGUACAUAUGUUGCUAAAAACAAACCAUUAUUGCAUUAAUUUUUAUGAUACCCUUUGUGGUUCAUUGUAUAUUCAUAUUCAUUGUAUUUAAUCGGCAGUAGGACUAUUAGUAAUAUUAUUGUGUUGUGUGUGUGUGUAUGUGUGUGUUUUAUGGGUUUUUUUGUUUUUACAAUUGAAUGACAUUGAAAAUAAAUUAGAAAAAGAAAUCGUAUUAUUCUUACGGGACUGUCUCGCAAACACAUACUCCCACAAACGCUUGGUAUUGUACGUUUACAAUCGUUUUGUGGGAAAUUAGCAGCAAUAUCUAAGUUCGGGGCUUAAGCGGAGGUGCAAGGUACAUUGGCAGUGACGGAUCCAGAAAUUUGAAAUAGAGGGGACUCGGCGAGGAAAUUUUACAGAUAGGCCUAGAUGACCCAGAUUACCUAAGCGCCGACCAUACAGGGAGCGCACGUCCUUCCGACGAAAACCAUGAGUUUUCUGCUUUUGCGUCUCCAUGGCAAUGAUGCCAAAUGAAUAAAUAGAUGAAUACAUAAAUGGGGCCGGCGCGGCUGAGGAAACAAAGUUUGUGUCAGUGGCACAUCUAAAUGGUCGAAAAUGGCACUCGCUAAUUUUCUCUUUCCUCCCAUUUGUUUUAUUAUUCAAGAAUGUAUAGUCCUAUAUCUGAUUGCUGAUGGUUCAUGCUGAUUGCUUUGAGUAUUUUUCUAUCGUGUUCAUUUAGUUAUCUAGAAUUACACUUUUCAAACAGAACAUUUAAAUUAAAACCCAAAUGUCUUGACGUUUCUAUAGUUACAUAACGCAUCAUGCCAAAUAAGACGCCGGUUCAAUACUUUGUGUGUAUUAGUUUUUGGCAUUAAGUGCCAAAUUAAAAUUGUCAAUGAAUGUAGGCCUAGUAAUUACAUCUCGAUGUAUUGUUCUGCGAAUGAAGAUCAACUUACUUGUAGUAGUAUUACUUUCUGUUCAAAGAUUAUUAGUUUACUAAUUUCUAGUUUAAUUUCCUGUAGUUAUAAGAGAAAUUUGACGUAAUAAGUUGGUCUUCAUUCAAUGCUUCUGGAUUUGAAUAAAUAUCGUACAAAGA
Messenger RNA from Anneissia japonica, 3471 nucleotides. Its product is annotated as adhesion G protein-coupled receptor E3-like. NCBI's taxonomy places the organism in Eukaryota, Metazoa, Echinodermata, Crinoidea, Comatulida, Comatulidae. The record is from RefSeq and is a predicted model, not a curated record. Gene Ontology annotation, cellular component: membrane. Gene Ontology annotation, biological process: cell surface receptor signaling pathway; adenylate cyclase-activating G protein-coupled receptor signaling pathway. Gene Ontology annotation, molecular function: G protein-coupled receptor activity.